Molecule: messenger RNA, 3866 nt
Organism: Punica granatum (pomegranate)
Lineage: Eukaryota; Viridiplantae; Streptophyta; Magnoliopsida; Myrtales; Lythraceae
Source: RefSeq, a predicted model, not a curated record
UCGCAGUUCUCCCCGGCUUCUAUUCCCCGUCGUCCGUCCCUUCUCACUUUCACUCCGAUUUGCCAAAAUUCAACGCAGCGACCAAGCAAGCGAUUCUCUCGCAGAAGUUCUUCGCUGAUUUUGCCGGAGAAGAUUCGUCGUCGUCGUCCUGCGCUUUCCUUGGUUGAUUUUCACCUCUUUCUGUGUAAAGAACCGGCCCGGAGUUGAAUUUGUUGGUUUGGUUUGUGUCUCGCCGGCAGCCAUUGAAUUAGGGUUCCGUUCAUAAUCUCUGGGGCCAUUCGCGACCGGCAGGGUGAGUGGUGAUUCGGGCCGGUCGUGCCGUGGCGAGAAUAUGCUGUUGGUGGGGGUGUGUGUCUGUGUUGAGUUUAGGGUUCUCAUGGUUUUACGAUGAUCGUCAAACGUCCGAUGAAAUUCGAGAUGCCAAACUUGAAGCGGUGCAAGCUCGAGGAGCCUGAUGUCGAAUCCACUGCCUAUUUAUUGGCGAAAUCGAAGAAAUUGAAAGCGAACGGGCGCUGCUCUUUUGGAAAGAGCGCCAUUUCGGGCUCUUGCUGUAGCAGCGAGGAGUCGAAGUUGGACGGCGAAGUCGAAUGCAGUUCCGAGAAAUCGAAUCGUCAGAAGGAGUCGAACGGGAGCACUGAGAGAUUCGCUACUCCGUUGUUGACGUAUUCGCGGUUGCGCUUUAAGAAAGGCAUUCCCAGAUCGAGUGAUUCAGUGGUGUGCCCAUCUGAUAAUGAUCAAAGCAGAGAAUGCAUUGCUUCAAGCACUGGGGAUGCCGGCCAUACUGGGGAGGAAAAGGAAGUUCCCGGGUCCGAACCCCGAUGCACGAAGCAGCUCAAUGAGGAGAAUGGCACAGCGAAUUGUGAAGUAGCCGGGGACAAAGAAUUGGGUAGCCGGGCAGAAGAUAAUAACCAUUUUAGGAUUGAAAAUGCUGAAGCUUUACAGGAAGUUAAAGUGAGAUGCACAGCGUUGAACAGUUUUGAUUUUAGGAGGCAAUUGAAUUCUCGUAGUUCUUUAGUUUACAGUGUAAAUUCUUCACCGUCAAUAGAUAGUGUCGGGUGUGUGCCCAGUUUUAGCCAGAAGGGCACAGAGCAGAGGAGAAAAGGGGACGUUGAGAUGAAGAAGGAGGUUUAUAGGCCGGAAGAUUUCACGGUGGGCGAUAUUCUUUGGGCCAAGUGCGGGAAAAAAUACCCUGCUUGGCCGGCUAUCGUGAUCGACCCCUGGGUCAGUGCUCCGGAUUCGGUCUUGAGGUGCUCCGUCCCUGGUUCCCUCUGUGUCAUGUUCUUCGGCUUCUCCAAGAACGGAACCCAAAGGGACUAUGCAUGGGUGAAGCAAGGCAUGAUAUUCCCCUUCGCAAAGUAUUUGGACAGAUUUCGGGGUCAGACCCAACUUCACAAAAGUAAAUCCAGUGACUUCCUGAAGGCCGUUGAGGAAGCAAUUUUAGCUGAGGAGGGCUAUAUAGACUUGAAUCUCGGGAAUGGUGAAAUAUCUUGUCCCGAAGCAAAAUCCAGUGGGAGCCAAGAGGGUGUUGGUCUUUGUCAGAAUCAGCAUGAAGAAUCUAAGGACAGACGAGCUUGUGACAGCUGCGGCUUGAUUUUUUCUUGUAAAAGCACAAAGAGAAUGAAACAUCCAGGCGGUCAAGUUCAAGUUUUGUGCAAACGCUGUGCUAAGUUACUCGAGUCCAAACAAUAUUGUGGCAUAUGUAAGAAGAUUUGGCACCAUUCAGAUGGUGGAAGUUGGGUAUGCUGUGAUGGUUGUGAUGUUUGGGUGCAUGCAGAGUGUGCUCAGAUUCCCAGUCAACUUUUAAAGGAUCUGGAGAACAUUGAUUACUAUUGCCCUGAUUGCACAACCAAGCUCAGUUGCAGAAUGGCAAAACCAGAAAAAUUGCAGCCUAAAGUGAAAUCUGUUGAAAAGAAGCAGACGUCAAUGUCUGACCAAGUAACAGUUGUGUGCAAUGGCAUGGAGGGAACUUACAUUCCUAAGCUUCAUAUGAUUGUCUGCAAUUGUGGUUCAUGUGGGUCGAGGAAGCAAACACCCAGUGAAUGGGAACGGCACACUGGAUGCAGAGCCAAAAAGUGGAAAUGCAGUGUCAAAGUGAAGGGCAUAAUGGAAACGCUAGAAAGAUGGAUCGCAGCAUAUAAUGACCAUGGUCUAGAUACUUCCAAGUUAGAUAUGAAGCAGUUGACCGAUUUUCUAAAAGGGAAGUAUGAGCCUGUUUCUGCCAAGUGGACAACCGAAAGAUGUGCAAUAUGCAGAUGGGUGGAAGAUUGGGACUACAACAAAAUCAUAAUCUGCAAUAGGUGUCAGAUAGCUGUUCAUCAAGAAUGCUACGGGGCAAGCAAUGUUCAGGAUUUCACAUCAUGGGUUUGUAGAGCCUGCGAAACCCCUGAUGUGAAGAGAGAGUGCUGCCUUUGUCCUGUACAAGGCGGUGCUUUGAAGCCAUCUGAUGUUGGGAAUCUGUGGGUUCAUGUCACCUGUGCUUGGUUUCGCCCUGAAGUUGGUUUCCUGAAUCAUGAGAAAAUGGAACCAGCUACUGGGAUUUUUAGAAUCCCACCAAGCUCGUUUCUGAAGAGUUGCAUAAUUUGUAAACAAACCCAUGGUUCCUGCAUGCAGUGUUGCAAAUGUGCGACGUAUUUCCAUGCAGUGUGUGCAGCAAGGGCAGGAUAUAGCAUGGAAUUGCAUUGCUUGGAGAAGGAUGGGAGACAAAUAACAAAGAAGAUGAUAUAUUGUGCUGUUCACAGGCUUCCAAAGCCGGAUUCUGUUUUGGUUGUGCAUACCCCUUCUGGAAUUUUCUCUGCAAGAAGCUUGGUUGAGAACAAGCAUAAUGCCUUCAGGGGUUCUAGGCUGGUCUCUAAGAAGGAUUUUCCUGAUUCCCCUGAAGAAGUUACUGAUGAACUCGAGCCACUCUCUGCUGCCAGAUGUCGAGUCUUGAGAAGGUCAAACCAGAAGAAGCCUGAAGAAGCAGUAUGUCACCGACCCAUGGGUCCACGCAUUCACUCAUUGGAUGCAGUAAUUGGUUUGAGGAAUGAUAAGGAGUUAGACGGUUCUAAAACUUUCACCUCAUUUAAGGAACGGCUGUAUCACUUGCAAAGGACAGAAGAUCAUCGAAUAUGUUUUGGAAAAUCUGGAAUUCAUGGAUGGGGUCUUUUUGCACGAAGAGACAUACAGGAAGGAGAAAUGGUUGUUGAGUAUCGUGGUGAGCAGGUGAGACGCAGCAUUGCAGAUCUGAGGGAGGCGCGAUAUCGGUCAGAGGGCAAAGACUGUUAUCUAUUCAAGAUCAGUGAUGAAGUUGUAAUUGAUGCGACCUACAAGGGGAACAUAGCCCGCUUGAUUAAUCAUUCUUGUACGCCCAACUGCUAUGCAAGAAUAAUGAGUAUGGGUGACGAGGACAGCCGGAUAGUUCUGAUUGCAAAGACGAAUGUGUCUGUUGGCAAUGAGCUUACGUACGAUUACUUGUUUGACCCCGACGAACAAGACGAAUCGAAAGUUCCAUGCCUUUGCAGAGCUCCCAACUGUAGGAAAUUCAUGAAUUAGCUGCUGCUUCACUUAGGAGACUUUCGAUCACCUUUCCCUAUUGGAUGUUUGUGAGGAAUACUGAGCAUCAUCUCCAAAUGGAAAGAGACUUCCGCCUCCGUCCUCUGCGGGAUAAGCGAAGAGACCGACUGCCAUUAUUCAUCGAACAAGCUUAUAACCAAUUCUUUUGAUUCCUUGAGAUCAUGACCACCCCCCACCUCCACAAUUUUCAUAUUGUUACUAACUCAGAUAAAGCUCGGAGAUUUGAUUGCACCAGCUGGUGUCAAUUUUUGUCAGUGACAUUGUAUAUUUGUAUAUAUAAAUGCAAAAAUUUGUGCAGCUAUUUUCACUUUGUA